Molecule: messenger RNA, 3263 nt
Organism: Loxodonta africana (African savanna elephant)
Lineage: Eukaryota; Metazoa; Chordata; Mammalia; Proboscidea; Elephantidae
Gene: UBA7
Product: ubiquitin like modifier activating enzyme 7
Exons: 24
Coding region: 153-3170 (1005 amino acids)
Biological process (GO): DNA damage response; ISG15-protein conjugation; innate immune response
Cellular component (GO): cytoplasm
Molecular function (GO): ISG15 activating enzyme activity
Source: RefSeq, a predicted model, not a curated record
UGACAGAGGAGCCAGAAAAAGAGCUGUGACUAGCAGUGUCCUUCACUCCCUUGGCCUUGGUGCUUGCUUGCACUAGUCCUUGCUGGCACCACCACCCAGACAGAGGCCCUGCCUGUGAGCAUUACAGCCCACUGUCUAACCUGGACCUCAGGAUGGACGUCCUAGAGACCUCCAAGUUACUGGAUGAGGAACUGUAUUCACGGCAGCUGUAUGUACUGGGCUCAGAGGCCAUGCAGAGGAUUCAGGGAGCCAAGGUCCUGCUGUCAGGCCUGCGGGGCCUGGGGGCUGAGGUGGCGAAGAACCUGGUGCUGAUGGGUGUGGGCAGCCUCACUCUGCAUGACCCCCACCCCACCUGCUGGUCAGACCUGACUGCCCAGUUCUUCCUUUCAGAGGAAGACUUGGGGAAGAGCAGGGCUGAGGCCUCUCAAAAGCCUGUGUCUCAGCUCAAUGGAGCCGUCCAGGUCUGUGUCCACACAGGCGCCAUCACUGAGGACCUUCUGCUGGACUUCCAGGUGGUGGUUCUGACUACCUCAGAGCUGGAGGAGCAGUUGAGGGUGGGCAAUUUCUGCCACCAGCACAGGAUCUGCUUUGUGAUGGCUGACACCCGAGGCCUUGUGGGGCAGUUGUUCUGUGACUUUGGUGAGAACUUCACUGUAUGGGACCCCACAGAGGCAGAACCACUGAUGGCCACCAUCCGGCACAUCUCCCAGGGCUCUCCUGGUGUUGUCACCCUGAGAGAGGCUGAUGUCCACUUCCAAGACGAGGACUUGGUGACUUUCUCAGGCAUUGAGGGCAUGGUUGAGCUCAAUGGCUGUACUCAGCCCAUCCGCGUACAGGAAGAUGGGACCUUGGAGGUUGGGGACACGACAACCUUUUCCUGUUACCUUCGUGGUGGAGCUGUCACUGAAGUCAAGAAACACAAGACCGUGAGCCAUGAAUCCCUGGCUGCAGCCCUGCUCCAGCCCCGUGUGGUUGCCCAGAGUCCCCGGGAAGUCCGCCGCGCCUGCUGCCUGCAUCAGGCCUUCCGUGCACUGCAUGAGUUCCAGGCCUGCACUGGCCGCCCACCCAAGCCCUGGCAUCCUGGUGAUGCAGAGGCUGUGGUGCGUCUGGCCCAGGCCCUGGGACCAUUGCAGAGGACACAGGAAGAGCUACUGGAUGAGGCCCUGGUACGGGCAGUCGCCAUGUGUAGCACCGGUGACCUGAGCCCCAUGGCAGCCAUGCUGGGUGCAGUAGCCGCCCAGGAGGUGCUGAAGGCAAUCUCCAGGAAGUUCAUGCCCCUGGACCAGUGGCUGUAUUUUGAUGCUCUCGAAUGCCUUCCAGAAGAUGGGGAGCCCCUUCCCAGCCCCGAGGAUUGCGCUCCAAGAAGCUGCCGCUAUGACGGGCAAAUUGCAGUAUUUGGGGCUGGUUUUCAGGAGAAGCUGAGCUGCCAGCGCUACCUUCUGGUGGGCGCAGGCGCAAUUGGCUGUGAGCUGCUCAAAGGCUUUGCCCUAAUGGGCCUGGGGGCCAGUGACAGCGGGAGCAUCACUGUUGCUGACAUGGACCACAUAGAGCGCUCCAACCUCAGCCGUCAGUUCCUCUUCAGGCCCCAGGACAUUGGUAGUCCCAAAGCAAAGGUGGCUGCAGAGGCUGCCAGUCGCCUGAACCGAGGCUUGCAGGUGACCCCGCUCACCCACCCGCUGGACCACACCACAGAGCACAUCUUUGGGGACAGCUUCUUCUCCCGUGUGGACGGUGUGGCUGCUGCCCUAGACAGUUUCCAGGCCAGAAGCUAUGUGGCUGCUCGCUGCGCCCACUAUCUGAAGCCACUGCUGGAGGCAGGCACCCAGGGCACCUGGGGCAGUGCUGCAGUGUUCAUGCCCCAUGUGACUGAGCCCUACAGAGCCCCCGUCUCGGCUGCAGCUUCUGAGGAUGCCUCCAACCCUGUCUGUACUGUGCGGUUCUUCCCCAGCACAGUUGAGCACACUCUGGAGUGGGCCCGGAAUGAGUUUGAGGGGCUCUUCCGACUGUCUGCCGAGGCCAUCAAGUGCCAUCAACAGGCACCCACUUCCCUGGCAGACGUGGAUGGGCCGCAGGUGCUGACUCUGCUGCAGCCCGUGCUGGGUGUCCUGAGGGUGCGUCCACAGACCUGGCAAGACUGCGUGGCAUGGGCACGUGGGCACUGGCAACUAUGUUUCCAUGACAGCAUUACACAGCUCUUGAAGUGCUUCCCACCCGAUAAGGUGCUUGAGGACGGAACACCCUUCUGGUCCGGUUCCAAACAGUGUCCUCAGCCCCUGGAGUUUGACGCCAACCAAGACAUGCACUUCUUCUACGUGCUAGCAGCUGCCAACCUGUAUGCCCAGAUGCACGGGCUGCCUGGCUCAAAGGAUCAGACUGCACUCCGGAGGCUGCUAAAGUUGCUGCCACUGCCCAGUCCGCAGCACCUGGCCCCCAUCUUUGCCAGUGACCUGGAGCUAGCUCAGGCUUCCACCACGUUUGGCCCUGAGCAGUUGAAAGAAUUGCACAAAGCCCUGGAAGUCUGGAACGAGGGCCCUCCCCUACAGCCUCUGCUGUUUGAGAAGGAUGAUGACAGCAAUUUCCAUGUUGACUUUGUGGUGGCAGCGGCUAGCCUACGAGCUCAGAACUAUGGGAUCCCACCAGCCAACCGUGCCCAGAGCAAGCGCAUCGUGGGACAGAUUAUCCCAGCUAUUGCCACUGCAACAGCAGCUGUGGCAGGCCUGGUGGGCCUGGAGCUGUAUAAGGUGGUGGGCGGGCCGACACCCCUUGGUGCCUUCCGGCACAGCUAUCUGCACCUGGCUGAAAACUACCUCAGCCGCUGGAUGCCUUAUGCCCCAGCCAUCCAGACGUUCCGUCACUUGACGUGGACUUGCUGGGACCGCCUGAAGGUGCCUGCUGGGCAGCCUGAGAGGACUCUAGAGUCACUGCUGGCCCAUCUCCAGGAGCAACAUGGGCUGCAGGUGAGGAUGCUACUGUAUGGUCCAGCCGUGCUCUACUCAACGAGAUGGCCCCAUGACAGGCAGGCCCAGCACUUGCCCCUCAAGGUGACAGAGCUGGUGCAGCGGGUGACAGGGCAGGUGCCUGAGCCUGGGCAGCAGGUCCUGGUACUGGAGCUGAGCUGUGAGGGUGAGGAGGAGGACACUGCUUUCCCGCCUCUGCACUAUGAGCUGUGAUAAGGCAGCAGCCCUGACACCUGGCUCUACCAAACCCACACCUGCAUCCUGAGCCCACAGCAGGCCUUCAAUAAAUGCUUACUGAAGACCUAA